Molecule: messenger RNA, 372 nt
Organism: Dentiscutata erythropus
Lineage: Eukaryota; Fungi; Glomeromycota; Glomeromycetes; Diversisporales; Gigasporaceae
Source: the annotation of a GenBank genome assembly
AUGCCUUUAAACUACGUAAGCAUUUGCAUCGCUCUUUAUGAUUACACUGCUCAAAACAACGAUGAAAUUUUCUUUAAAGAAGAUGACAUACUUUAUAUUCUAGAAAACGACGACGACAAACGGUGGAAAGCUAAACUAAAGAUCGAAAAAAGCGAAGGUGAUGAAAACACUGAAGAAGGCCAGAUCGGGCUUGUGCCUAGCAACUACAUCCAGGAGGCCGAAUGUAAAAGUGUUUUGAAAGCUGUUUACGAUUACGAGGCACAGUCUGACGAAGAACUGUCAUUUAAAGAAGACAAUAUAUUAUAUUUAUAUGAUAAAGAUGACUCUGACUGGUAUUUGGUUAAAUUCAAUGAUGUAUUUGACAUCGAAUAA